AUGCUUACAUCACGUUAUGAUCUAUAUAUUGGUAUUGGUAUUGGAGCUAUCUCUGUUAUUAUAAUAAUUAUUAUUGCAACAAUUAUAUUUUGUAAAUGUUGUGUACCAUCAUCAAGUCAUCGAUAUUUUGGUCGGUCAGUUAGUCAUUAUGCAGCCAUUAAUAAUAUAGAUGCUAAAACAUAUUUCAAACCACCACAACAUCUCAGUUAUACACCAAUAGUUCAUCGAAUUCCACAACCACCUGUUAUUACAGAAGAAACAACAUCUCAAUCUGCUCGUACUUCAGUUAUUUCCGGUGGUCGCUUAUCCAUUUUAUCAGAAAAAUUAUCUCGUCUAUCUAUUAGUUCAAAUCAAUCAGGUCGACCAUCGGUUGCAUCAGAUAGUGUACUUUUACCUAAAAAAGGCGAAGUCGGUCGUCUAUCACAUUCCUAUGAAGAUACAGAUACACAAGCAAUUACAGCACAUUAUGCUGGUAGACGUAGUUCGAAACCGAUGCAACGUUUAUCGGCAGUAGAAAGUGAUAAUUAUGUAUCAACAUUAUUUAAUACGAAUAAUUCAAAAAAUAUUCGAUUUCAAUUAUUUCCACGUUCAUCCGAUGCUGUUGAACAAUCUAUAUCAUCUGUUGAUCAAACAUCAGGAAAUACGGAAGAUCAAUCAUCUAAACGUUUAUUAACAAAAAUUGAUUCACAACAAAAUCUUAAUUCAAGUCGUCGUCAAUCAUUACUUCGAUCACCAUCAUCACGUUAUGCGAUACCAAAAUUUCCGAUUGCUGCAAAACAAUCAAAUCUUGGUGCACGUGCUUCCAUGAUACCUUUAGAACAUGGAUUUCUUUCUCCUCCAAUUGUACCACAAACAACUUUUCAACUUAAUAAAAAUAAAACACUUCGUGGUGCAUUAGGAGCAAUAAUGCCUAAUCUCUACUUCACAGGUACCGCAUGUGCUACUAAUAAUGAUACUAAUGGGAAUACUGGAAUGGCUACAAGUAUUAGUGGUACUAUUCUAGAACGAGCAAAUGAUGAUACAUCGACCUUAGAAGAAAAAGUACAUCGAUUACAUAUUCGUCUUGUUUAUGAUGAACAUCGAAAUGAUCUUGUCGUUAAUAUAAUUGAAGCUCAAUGUUUACCUGUUGAACGUGAAGAAUCAGCAAAUCCAUAUGUUAAAAUUUAUCUUCGCCCACCUAUAGAUCAAAAACUACGUCAAACAUCAGUUCAACCAACAACAAUAAAUCCUAUAUGGGAUGAAUAUUUUAAAUUUGGUGUUACGAAUGAAACAGUAUUAAAAACAACGAAAACUUUAUAUUUUUAUAUUUAUAAUUAUGCACAUUCAAGUCGACCGGAAUGUAUUGGUGAAGCACAAUUACGUUUAACACCACAAAUAUUACAUGCGGACAGUGAUCUAUGGUGUACAAUUAGUAAACAACGAGCAGAGGAUGAAUAUCUUGGUGAAUUAUUAAUUUCAUUAACAUAUUUACCGCAAGCUGAACGACUUAACGUUGGUAUUAUUGAAGCACGAAAUUUAAAAGCACUUUCAAUGCAUAUUGAAGCUGAUCCAAUUGUCCGUUUAACAUUACAAUUAGGCCAAACAGAUAAAGUAAAACGUAAAAAAACAAGUACUAAACGUAAUACAUUAAAUCCAAAAUGGAAUGAAGAAAUCUCAUUUAAUAUCCCAGGUGUACCAUUAGCUGAAUCUUCUCUUGAAAUAGGUGUUUAUCAUCAUGAUCUUAUUGCACCAGAUGAACCAUUAGGCUUCUUACGUUUUGAACAUAUAACACCUAUUAGUAGUGCUAAUAUAACUCAACAUAGUGAAAUAAUACAUUGGUGUGAAGUAAUUAAUGGUGAACAACGAGCUGCUUGUUGGCAUUUAUUACGAAAAACUGCAAGAAUUACAUCUAUAACAUCAUCACCGUCAUCUAACAAUAAUAAUAAUCAUAAAAAUUCACAACAACAACAACAACCGAGAAAUUCAACAAUUGUUAUUAAAUAA
Messenger RNA from Adineta steineri, 1983 nucleotides. The record is from the annotation of a GenBank genome assembly. NCBI's taxonomy places the organism in Eukaryota, Metazoa, Rotifera, Eurotatoria, Adinetida, Adinetidae.